Messenger RNA from Ananas comosus (pineapple), 944 nucleotides. Its product is annotated as small heat shock protein, chloroplastic-like. The transcript is spliced from 2 exons. Gene Ontology annotation, biological process: response to heat. Lineage: Eukaryota; Viridiplantae; Streptophyta; Magnoliopsida; Poales; Bromeliaceae. The coding region runs from base 96 to 821 and encodes 241 amino acids. The record is from RefSeq and is a predicted model, not a curated record.
AUAUACACAGCAGUCUCCCUACCACAUCGUCAACAAAUUGAUCUCACGUAUCAUCGUUUAUUUAGUCUUUGCUUCUGGAAACAACAUCUCCAUUUAUGGCUUUCGCUCUCUCCAACCUCCACGGCUUCUCUAUCCCUCCUCUCUCGUCCCAUAACAAGAAAACCAAGAUUUCGCACAUUGGAGUCCCAUUCAAUGGAGUUUUUCUCUCGCCGAGUAAGUGUAAGUUAGCCAUUAAGGCCAUGGCUUCGGAGGGAAAAGAGAGCUUGGACCACCUCCAGAGAGCCUCCAAAGCGAAGAAUCUGCAACAACAGAUUCCUAAGAGCAGGAUUGUUCAAUCUCCCCCGCUCGGUUUGUGGGACCGAUUCCCAACAGCGAGGACGGUGCAGCAGAUGAUGGAUACAAUGGAGAGGAUAAUGGAGGACCCCUUUGCGUACACCGCCGUGCCGGUCCCCUCGUCCGAAGAGGUUGGCAGCGGCGGUUACCGGAGGGGGAGGACGCCGUGGGAGAUCAAAGAAGGUAAAGAGGAGUACAAAAUGCGGUUCGACAUGCCCGGCAUGACGAAGAAUGAUGUGCGGGUGUGGGUCGAGGAGAACAUGCUCGUCAUCAGGGCAGAGAAGCAAGUCGAUAAGGAAGCGGCAGAGCAGGCUGAGGGGGAGGAGGAGUGGCCGGCCAAGAGCUUCGGAAAGUACGGCACCAGGAUUGCGCUGCCGGAAAAAGUCGAGGUGGAGAAGAUCGCGGCGGAGGUGAAGGAUGGAGUGCUUUAUAUUACGAUUCCGAAGGCUUCGGCUUCGAGCAGGGUUGUAGACAUCAGUGUGCAGUGAUAGUUCCGCAAAUUUCUCGGCGGUCUUUUGCUUUUCUUGUAUGUGUAAUAAUGCUUCAAUUUUGUGCUGUAACUAACUAGUUGCUUGAAUUGGAUAAAACUUGGUUUUUUGUGUUCAUCUUCA